AUGAAAAGGCCUGACAAACUGCUUAGAUUAAGUACUACGAGUUCAAAUUGUCACACUGUCACACAAUCGUUUGGAAUAUUUAAAAGUGGUUAUCAUGAGUGUACAAGUCAAUGUGUUAUACCAUUGUCAAUCAAAUUUGAGCAUGUUAUUCAUGAUUGUGGUUCAACUGACCGUACCAAAGAAUAUUUUGAAAUCAAUCUACCAAUGAAAAAUAUUCUCUAUAUCCAAGAUCAGGGUGAUAACAAAGAGGCGACGAAAGAUCGAAAAAUCGUCAGAGCGACCAAAGAUAAACGAAAGGGUGAAUUGACCGAAAAUAUUAUCUAUAUUAGAUCCGAACAUAAAGUGCCACCAUCCCAAGUACGGAAUAUAUGUAUUCGACAAGCACAAGGACAAUUUAUUUGUGUACUGGAUCCAUUUAAAGCCGAUGACUCAUAG
Messenger RNA from Didymodactylos carnosus, 435 nucleotides. The record is from the annotation of a GenBank genome assembly. Lineage: Eukaryota; Metazoa; Rotifera; Eurotatoria; Philodinida; Philodinidae.